AUGCAACAAUUGAAUAAAAAUAAAAUGGAAAUUAUUCCGUAUGCUACAUUUCAUGAAAAAAAACAAUUGUUACUAAUUGAUCAAAAAGCUUAUACUCGAGAUUUUCAACAAAGAUAUGAUAAUGAAUUCUUACAACGUUGGAAUAAAGUUCAACAAAGUCAACAAUUUGGUAGUACAACUGUUAGUUCAUCAAUGAAUAAUCGUUUAUCUCAAUUAAAUCUUGAUCGCAAUGGUGAUCGUGAACAUUUAUCUGAUAUUGAAAGUCAAACAGAUCCCGAUGGUGGUCAAAGUGAAGCUGAUAAAGAAGAAAUUCGUCAAAUAUUUGAUAUAUCUCAUGCAUUAGAAACAUUUGAUGAUUAUAAAGAAAUAAAAGAAUGGAUUAAUCAAGAUACAACAUUAUUUGUUUAUUCACAAAAAGAUAAAAUAUUAUCAAUAAUUGAAACAAAUUCUAUAACAAUUAUUCAAGGAAAUAUUGGAUCAAGAAAAUCUACACAAAUUCCACAAUAUAUAUAUUAG
Rotaria sordida is the source of this 516-nucleotide messenger RNA. NCBI's taxonomy places the organism in Eukaryota, Metazoa, Rotifera, Eurotatoria, Philodinida, Philodinidae. The record is from the annotation of a GenBank genome assembly.